Molecule: messenger RNA, 4581 nt
Organism: Closterium sp. NIES-65
Lineage: Eukaryota; Viridiplantae; Streptophyta; Zygnematophyceae; Desmidiales; Closteriaceae
Source: the annotation of a GenBank genome assembly
AUGGCGCCUGUGCAACCAAGUGUUGGCCCAUCUAGGGAUGAGCCUAGAGUAUUUGGCCUUGACAAGUUCAAUGGUGACAACUUUGCUGAGUGGUCCUUCAGAAUGGAGAACAUAUUUGACCACUAUGACCUGCUGGAGGUGAUGGAAAGAACGGAGAAGCGUCCCGAGAACGACCUGGAGAAGAGCCCGUGGGUGCGGAAGAGCGCACAAGGCUACCUCCUACUUGGGCAAGCGUUGGGGAGCAGCCAAAUCCGUCACAUUAAGCCUUUCCAGCGUGAACCAGAGAAGGGACCAAAGGCAUGGGCUGCUCUCAAGGGUGUACACGCUCCUACAACAGCGGCGGUAGCUGUGGUGUUGGAACGGCAAAUGGCAACACUACGAAUUGAAGAGGAUGAAGCGGUUGAAGAAGGGGUGCAGAAAUUCUUCGACUUGUUGACGCGGCUUGAGGGAGCUGAUUUGAACUAUAGUGAGCUCCAAAAGAAGACCAAGUUGCUGGCCCUACUCCUUGAGUCACGGUCCUCGCUCAUCAUCAACCUUAAUCGCGACUUGCCCCGCCUCUCGCUUGAAGACGUUAAGCGAGCUAUCCUUCAAGAGGAUUUCCGCCGCCGUGAGUUGGCGAGUGCGGAUGGCGCUGGGGCAGCGAGCAUCGGCCGUGGAUAUGGUCGAGGAAGAGGUAGAGGACGAGGGGGAGGAAGUUUUGGUGGCAGCAACUUCGGCGGAGGCCGCGGGAGUGGCGGUUACGGCAGCGACGACAAGAGCUACGGACACGGUCGCGGCCGAUUCAACGGCGAGUGUCACUAUUGCCACAAGAGCGGACACAUGUGGUGCGACUGCUACAAAAUCCCUGAUGGUUGGACCCCUGCUCAAGGCCAAGAGGGUAGAGGAGCAGGAGGAGGGAGAGGACGAGGCCGUGGAGGCCGUGGCGGUCGCGGUGGCGGAGCUGCAAACAUGAAGAGCGGAGACAACGACAAGGACCCGAGCGACGAUCGGUACCCGGGUCUAUUCUACUUCGUGUCGACGCAAGUACCAGCUGGUCCAGAAAAGGAUGAAGGCUUUGAGGAGCCAGCAGCUGUGGGGAAGGUGACCCUACACCCCCUGGACUAUUGGGUGAUUGAUAGUGGCGCUACCUAUAGCAUGACACCUCGCACGGACUUGCUCACCGAACUCGAGCCGUCACCGGUGAAGCAUGUCACAUCGGCUUUGGGGCAGCGAGCAGAGGUGAAAGGCAUGGGCAAGGCCAUGUUCAAGGGUGCUGAUGGGAAGAUGGUGGGCCUCAAGAACGUGCUUUGGGUGCCCAGCCUCGCUGCGAACCUGAUCUCCGUGCGGCGGUUGGCAAAGGCCGGCAUGGACACGAACUCGAAGGGAGCUAAGACCUACACCGCAAGGCUUGGCGAUCGAAUUCUUUGGGACCUUCAUGAGGACAGAGAUGUCUACAACGAGAUGUGGCAGAUCCCAGUGGUCCCUAUGCCUAAGGAGAGGCAAGUGGCAGCAAGCAUCAGCAUUAAGGAUGGAGCGGUUGGUAGCGACGAUGGCGCGAACGGUCGCGCUAAGGAGAAUGAGCUCAAGAAGAGCAAACCUGGAGGGACCAGCAAGUUCAGUGAACCUAAGGAGAGUGGUGCAGCAACCAAGGAGCAGCAAAAGGGUGAGGAGAACCCCGAGGCAGCAGCGGAGGAGGACUACGGAGAAAGUAUGUGGGGCGCUAUUGCGAGCGCGGCAUUCUCCAAUCCAACUUCGGCUACGGGGGAGUGUGAUUGGCUCACCUUGCAUCGGCGCAUGGGGCAUGUGGCCCUGCCCAUCUUGCAGCAGCUAGUGAAGAAUGAGAUGGUUGCUAGCAUACGUGUGAAAGGGGAGCCCAAUGAGGUACUUGGCUGCCCGACGUGCAUGCAAGCCAAGUUCACCCGAUUCCCGUUCUCUAGUUCGGAGGCGACGGCUAAGGCACCGCUUGAUGAGGUGGUGAUGGACGUGGUGGGCCCCCUGAAGCUUGGAGCUGCUGGAGCUGAGUAUUUUCUCACCAUUGUCGACGUCUACACCCGCAUGACUUGGGUGUAUGUGCUGGCCAAGAAGAGCGACGAGUUUGGGUUGUGGCUGAAGAAGAAUGGUAUUUGGCACUCCCUCACCAUGCCAUACUCCCCUGCAAUGAACGGCAUCGCCGAGCGAGCGAACCGCACAAUCACGGAGGCAGCACGCGGGUUGCUCAUUGAAGCCGGGCUACCCGACUAUUUCUGGCCUGAUGCGGUGCGGAGCGCGUGUGUGGCCAAGAACCGAGCCUUGACUCAUGUGGGAGCAGACAAAUGGGUGCCCUAUGUGGAGUGGCUAGGAAGGAAGCCAAAGGUGGAUAUGCUUCGGGUGUUCGGGUGCAUGUGCAUGGCGCUCGUGCCUAAGCAUCUUCGGCACAACAAGCUUGGUGCCAAGGCGGUGUGGGCCGUGCACUUGGGCAUGGCUCAAAACAGCAAGGGAUGGCUUCUUUGGGACCCAUUCACCAAGAAGUUUGUGGUGAGCAGGGACUGCAAGUUCAUGGAGAACUUCAUGUACAAAGAUUGGAAGGCGGAGAAUGAGGCGAAGAUAGGCGUGCGGUUUGGGGAGGUGAAGAGUUCCGGUUUGGAGCAUGUGGAGCUGCCUUUGGAGCUGAGCAGCGGCAGCACAACCACGAGGCAAUCUUCCCUUAUGAAUGGGGGAGAGGAGGCCAAUGAUGCAGAGGAAGAAGAGGAGGAGGUGCAGCAAGUGAGCGAGCGUGCACCGUCACUCCCUUCCCGUACUACGAGUGCUCUACGGAUUCGAGCCACACCGCAGCAACGCCAAGGCCUUCAAGUCCCUGCAGCUGAGGAGGAAGGAAGGGGGAAGAGGAGAGUUCAACCCCCUAAUAGGCUGACCUAUGAUGCGCCGGGAAAGCAGGGCAAGACAGCCCUGGCCGGAGCGGCAAUGAUGGUCGGAGACGACGAGGAGAGUGACUACGAGGAGUGUGCCUUCGCGUUCUUCUCUCCGGUGGAGAUGCCGGGAGAACCAGCAACUCUCAAGGAGGCUUUGGAGAGUAGUGAUGCUGAGGAGUGGAAGAAGGCCAUGGAGAGUGAGCUGAAGAGCAUCGAGGAGAAUGACACGUUUGAAUUGGUGGAGCUACCGGAGGGGCGUACGGCGAUAACGUCCAAGUGGCUCUUCAAAAUCAAGUCGGAUGCCGACGGCAAGAUCGAGCGCUACAAGUCUAGGCUUGUAGCCAAGGGGUACCAGCAGAAGGAGAAGGUGGACUUCAAGGAGCUGUUUGCCCCUGUGGUGAAGCCAACGAUGCUGCGAACCCUAUUCGCGGGAGCCGCCAUAAAAGGAUGGGUAGUAAAACAAAUGGACAUCGUAACGGCAUUCCUUAACGGCAUCCUUGAGGAGGAGAUUUUUAUGGCGCAGCCAGAGGGGUUUGAUGAUGGUAGUGGCAGAGUGUGGAAGCUGAAGAAGGCCCUCUAUGGGCUGAAGCAGGCCCCUAGGCAAUGGUACAUGAAGCUGCGCGAAGUGUUGGAGGAGAUCGGCUUCACUCCCUCAACGGCCGAUCACUCUUUGUUCAUGCUUGGCGAGGGGGAGCAGAGGAGCUUCAUGGUGGUUUACGUGGAUGACAUUCUUAUAUUCUCACCCUCCUCUGACCUUGUGAAGGAGGUGAUGCUGAAGCUGCAUGACAAGUUCAAGUGCAAGUCCCUUGGUGACGUGAACUUCUACCUUGGGCUCCACAUCAAACGAGACGUGGAGAAGCGGAGCAUGCGAGUGCACCAACGGAAGUACCUGGAGGCGUUGGCUGCCAACUUUGGCCAGAGUGAAGGUCAUGUGGCUACUCCCUUUUCCUCUGGGUUCAAGUGUGUGAAGGGACCACAGGAGGAGAGCGUUGGAGAAGAGGAGAGGCGCCGGUUUCACUCGUUGGUGGGCAGCCUCAUGUAUGCGGCGGUAAACACCCGACCGGACGUCGCGUUUGCUACCGGGCAGCUGGCUAGGGUUGUGCAAUGCCCUAAUGAGGAGCAGGUAGCAGCUGGAAUGAGGGUGGCCAAGUAUCUUGGCCAAACACCGACCGUUUGGCUGCAAUACUCGGCGGCGGCACAAAGGCGCCAAAAGGGCGCGGAUGGUGUUGAACCCGGGCGUUUGUUCCUCACCGCCUACUCGGAUGCUUCAUAUGCAUCGGAACCAGAGGACAUGACAAGUGUGGGAGGCUUCAUAUGCUGUGUUGGUGGAGGCCCAACUGCUUGGGAGAGCAAGAAGCAGGUUGACCAGGCUUUGAGCUCGGUGGAGUCCGAGUACAUGGCACUCUUCCGUGCCGUACGGGAGAUUGUGUGGCAGCGGCGUUUGUUGGCUGAAUUGGGGGAGGAGCAGCAAGGACCUACCCCACUCUACUGUGACAGUCAGGGUGCCAUUGCUCUUGCUAAGAACCCUGUGUUGCAUGGACUCAUAAAGCACAUGAGGGUGAAGUGGCAUUGGACGAGGAGCAUGGUGACCGCGGGUGAAGUUGAGUUGCGGUACGUGAAGACCACGGGGCAGCCGGCUGACAUGAUGACUAAGAGGCUGGUGAAGCAGCAGCAUUGGAAGUGUUGCAAGCUGGCUGGGAUGGCUCUGAACUAA